CGCGGCGCUCAGCCGUGGAGGCGGGGCCGGUUGUACGCGGGCGGAGCGCGGGGAGCCCGAGCAGCCCGAGGCGGCGGCCGCACCGCCACCCUCCCGGCCGCCCGCCCGGCCGCCGACGCGGGCACGAAGAGCGCGGCCGGCCGGCGCCACCCCGCCCCGGGGUGCGGCCGGGGCCGCCCGAGAACCCUGCCCGGCGGCGUCCCCAGCGGCCGCCCCUAAGUUGGCCGCGCGAAACUUUUCCCCCGCGCGCCUGGGCGCCACCCCCGCCGAGACCCGCCGCCCGUGUGAGUGAAGGGGGGGGGAGAGGCCCUCGGCUCCCUCCCCCCCCGCCGCCCGGCCUCCCGUCGGGGCGCAGCCGGGCGCGGCGGCGGGGCCGGGGCCCCGGGCGAUGGCCGCGGAGCUGGCGAUGGGCGCCGAGCUGCCCAGCAGCCCGCUGGCCAUCGAAUACGUCAACGACUUCGACCUGAUGAAGUUCGAGGUGAAGAAGGAGCCGCCCGAGGCCGAGCGCUUCUGCCACCGCCUGCCGCCCGGCUCGCUGUCCUCGACGCCGCUCAGCACGCCCUGCUCCUCCGUGCCCUCCUCGCCCAGCUUCUGCGCGCCCAGCCCGGGCACCGGCGGCGGCGGCGGCGCGGGGGGCGGCGGCGGCGCGGCGCAGGCCGGGACCGCCCCGGGGCCGACGAGCGGGGGCCCGGGCGCCGUCGGGGGCGCCUCGGGGAAGCCGGCGCUGGAGGAUCUGUACUGGAUGAGCGGCUACCAGCACCACCUCAACCCCGAGGCGCUCAACCUGACGCCCGAGGACGCGGUGGAGGCGCUCAUCGGCAGCGGCCACCACGCCGGGCACCACGGCGCGCACCACCCGGCGGCCGCCGCGGCCUACGAGGCUUUCCGGGGCCAGGGCUUCGCGGGUGGCGGCGGCGGCGGCGGCGCGGACGACACGGGCGCCGGCCACCACCACGGCGCGCAUCACGCCGCGCACCACCACCACGCCGCGCACCACCACCACCACCACCACCACCACCACCACCACGCCGGCGCGGGCCACCACGCCGGCGCGGGCCACGGCGGCGGCGGCGGCGCGGGCCACCACGUGCGCCUGGAGGAGCGCUUCUCCGACGACCAGCUGGUGUCCAUGUCGGUGCGCGAGCUGAACCGGCAGCUGCGCGGCUUCAGUAAGGAGGAGGUCAUCCGGCUGAAGCAGAAGCGGCGCACGCUCAAAAACCGCGGCUACGCGCAGUCCUGCCGCUUCAAGCGGGUGCAGCAGCGGCACAUUCUGGAGAGCGAGAAGUGCCAGCUCCAGAGCCAGGUGGAGCAGCUGAAGCUGGAGGUGGGGCGCCUGGCCAAGGAGCGGGACCUGUACAAGGAGAAAUACGAGAAGCUGGCGGGCCGGGGUGGCCCCGGGGGCGCGGGCGGGGCCGGCUUCCCGCGGGAGUCCUCGCCGCCGCAGGCCGGGCCGGGCGCGGCCAAGGGCGCCCCCGACUUCUUCCUGUGAGCGCCGGGCCCGAGCCCGCGCCGCCGCCGCCGCCGCCGGCCAGAGGCUCGGACUCCGCGCUCGGGCA
Molecule: messenger RNA, 1556 nt
Organism: Acinonyx jubatus (cheetah)
Lineage: Eukaryota; Metazoa; Chordata; Mammalia; Carnivora; Felidae
Gene: MAFA
Product: MAF bZIP transcription factor A
Exons: 1
Coding region: 389-1489 (366 amino acids)
Biological process (GO): retinal rod cell development; regulation of transcription by RNA polymerase II
Cellular component (GO): nucleus
Molecular function (GO): RNA polymerase II cis-regulatory region sequence-specific DNA binding; DNA-binding transcription factor activity, RNA polymerase II-specific
Source: RefSeq, a predicted model, not a curated record